AUGAAGGUUAAACAAGAAAAUGGUAAUUCACCAUUUAAAAGUGCAACUAAUUCUACAAAUUUAUUUAAUCGAGAAAGGAUUAUUUUUAAUAGAGAAAGAAAGGAAAAUCUUAAUAAUAAAGAAAUAACCAAUUUGAGUUAUGGAUCAUCAGAGUUACAAAAAUUUAGUAAACUUGCUGACGUGUGUGAUUAUGAAUUGACAAAAAGGGUAGAAAAUUUUAAUGUAAAUAGGAUUUCAAUCAAUUCGAUUUUGAAAUAUCAAAAUAAACAACCGGUUCACAAUGAUGAAGAAUUACUUUAUUCGAAUACAAUUGAUAAUAUCUCAAAUAAUGACAGCAAAAUUUGUAAUUGCUUUGCUGAGCAACUUAACAGAGGAAGAUGGUCAAAAGAAGAAGAUAUUAGUUUAUUAAGAUUUAUUAAAAAUUAUGGCACUGAUAAUUGGUCUUUUAUUGCUGCAAAAAUGGUCACAAGAAAUGCUAAACAGUGUCGUGAAAGAUAUUUCAAUCAAUUAAAUCCCUCUUUAAAUAAAAACCCAUUUACAAAAUCUGAAAUAGACUUAAUUAUUAAAUCACAGCGUGAACUGGGUAAUAAAUGGACACAGAUAGCAGAAAGAUUGACUAAUAGAUCUGAAAAUGAUGUAAAAAAUUUCUAUUAUGGAAUAAAAAAGAAUAAAAAUAGGAAAAAGUAA
Hepatospora eriocheir is the source of this 687-nucleotide messenger RNA. NCBI's taxonomy places the organism in Eukaryota, Fungi, Microsporidia, Hepatosporidae. The record is from the annotation of a GenBank genome assembly.